AUGUCUGAUUGGAAAGUUGAUCCCGACCAUCGUAGACGUUUGUUACAACUACAAAAAAUUGGUGAUAAUAAGAAAUGUGUUGAUUGUCACGCCCCAAAUCCCCAAUGGGCCUCCCCAAAAUUCGGUAUAUUUAUAUGUUUAGAAUGUGCUGGUAUACACAGAAGUUUAGGUGUUCACAUAAGCUUUGUAAGAUCAAUUACUAUGGAUCAAUUCAAGGACGAUGAAUUACUUAGAAUGGAAAAAGGUGGUAAUGCAAACUUUAAUGAUUAUAUGUCUGCACAUGGUGUUGACUUGACUUUACCGCAAACUAUUAAAUAUAAUAACGUUAUUGCAGAAGAUUACAAAGAAAAAUUAACUUGCGAAGUUGAAGGUAAAGCUUUUGUUGAACCUGAACAUCCAAACUUUGAUCCAUCUAAAUUAGGCCAGACUAGCAUCACAAAUAAUUCAAGUCAAUCAGAAAUACCUUUAGAAAAUCGCCGUUCAGUUACACCAAAGAUUGCUGACAAUCAAAAGGAAAAAAAUGAGGCAUUCUUUGCUAGAUUAGGUGAACAAAAUCAAGCUAAACCAGAACAUUUACCUCCAUCACAAGGUGGUAAGUAUCAAGGCUUCGGUAGUACCCCAGUAAACCCAAAUAAUAACAAUACCAGUAAAAAUGGUGGAAAUAACACUUUAAGUUUAGAAAAUUUACAAGCAGAUCCACUAGGUACAUUAUCGAGAGGUUGGAACCUAUUUUCUUCAGCAGUUUCUAAGUCUGUUAACGAUAUGAAUGAAACUGUCAUUAAACCAAAAUAUGAGCAAUGGCAAUCAGGAGAAUUAUCUGAAGAAACCAAAAGAGCUGCUGCUCAAUUUGGUCAAAAAUUCCAUGAAACCAGUAGUUAUGGUUACGCUGCGUUAAGCAAAUUUACUAAGACUUUGCAAGACCAGUACUAUAAUACAAGGGAACAACUUAACUCUAACUAUGAACCCAUCGAAAAUUCUAUCAACAGCAAUGGCCAUAAUAAAGAUAGCAAUACAACACGAUCUAAUCCAGAAAAAACGAAAGAUGAUAAAUGGGAUGACUUUUAG
Messenger RNA from Arxiozyma heterogenica, 1065 nucleotides. It is a transcript of the gene GCS1, whose product is annotated as GTPase-activating protein GCS1. The record is from RefSeq and is a predicted model, not a curated record. The transcript has a single exon. Gene Ontology annotation, biological process: regulation of endocytosis; regulation of ARF protein signal transduction. Bases 1 to 1065 code for a protein of 354 amino acids. Gene Ontology annotation, molecular function: GTPase activator activity. Gene Ontology annotation, cellular component: Golgi membrane. NCBI's taxonomy places the organism in Eukaryota, Fungi, Ascomycota, Saccharomycetes, Saccharomycetales, Saccharomycetaceae.